Molecule: messenger RNA, 1134 nt
Organism: Populus nigra (black poplar)
Lineage: Eukaryota; Viridiplantae; Streptophyta; Magnoliopsida; Malpighiales; Salicaceae
Product: oleosin G-like
Exons: 1
Coding region: 372-854 (160 amino acids)
Biological process (GO): lipid storage
Cellular component (GO): membrane; monolayer-surrounded lipid storage body
Source: RefSeq, a predicted model, not a curated record
ACACAUUUGCAGUCUGUUAACAUCUUUUUUUUUUAAGCUAAGAUUUUUUUUCCAUCAUGCGGCCUAGCACGGAUCGUGGAGUAGUACAAUCUACAUACAAAUGAUCUAAAGACCGCAUGUCACUAAUAACAAACAAAAUAAAUAUAUUUGCCCAUACCACACCCAAAUCUCGAGAGAGAAAAGGUCAGUAACAAAAUCCAAAUGUAGGAGUUCUAAGAUUCCACCCUUCCACGUGUGCUUUUGCAUGUCUCCAAAUCCAAACACGUGUCCCAUCCAUACAAAAUAAACCAAACCAAAUUCUAUUUACCACCCUUCAGUAAACCCGUACUUGCUGUCUUCAUCUCUCUCUUUCUAUCCACAAAAUCUCCCUAAUGGCUGACCGUGCCCCUACCCAGAGAGCUACGAGACCCACCACCCACAAUGGCUCUACAUUUCUACGUAAACUCCAAGUCCAUAUCGGAUCAAACUCAAGCCAACUUGUUGGUUUGUUGACUCUUAUCAUCUCCGGCUCCAUUCUCCUUCUCCUUACAGUGAUCACUGUCACAGGAUCAGUACUCGGGUUGACCCUUUUAACUCCUUUGAUCAUCAUUUCAAGCCCCAUAUGGAUCCCUAUAGGCAUAGUCCUCUUCUUUGUUGUUGCUGGGUUCUUAUCUUUUUGCGGGUUCGGAUUGGCCGUCGUGGCUGGAUUGUCAUGGGUGUAUAAGUAUUUUAAAGGGUUGAAUCCACCUGGGUCGGACCAGGUCGAUUAUGCUCGUAACAGAAUCUACGAUACAGCGACCCAUGUGAAGGACUACGCCAGGGAGUAUGGUGGUUACUUGCAGAGCAAGGUGAAGGAUGCGGCUCCUGGUGCCUGACAAGCUGGUUAAUUAGUGGUGGCCGGCAGGGUUUGGGUUCUGCCGAACUGGAUUUGGGCAAACCGGGCGUCUUUAUCUCUCUCUACUGAAUUUACUUUUUUUUUUUUCGUGAUGUUGUCUAUUUGAUAUGGUGGCAUUUACUUUUCUUCGUGUUGAUGGAAUCAUGGAAAGGGUGUCUGUUUGUGUCUAUUUAUAGCUUGGAGUUUGGCAUAUUAUUAUUUGUUUAAUAUUUUUGAACUUUAUGAAUUAAUUGUUUAAUGGAAAUUCAUAAACUAUCACA